This is a messenger RNA of Solanum dulcamara, 551 nucleotides long. RefSeq lists its product as uncharacterized. Gene Ontology annotation, cellular component: chloroplast. The transcript has a single exon. The coding region runs from base 76 to 384 and encodes 102 amino acids. The record is from RefSeq and is a predicted model, not a curated record. NCBI's taxonomy places the organism in Eukaryota, Viridiplantae, Streptophyta, Magnoliopsida, Solanales, Solanaceae.
AAUCGAUUAUUGCUUCUACACAGAAUCCGAAGUUAAAAAAAAAAAAAGAAGCAAAAGGCCCAAUUUAGGAAUUCAAUGGCGUCGUUGAAUUUGUUCUUCACUCCAAUAGCAACCGUAACUACACAACAGAGAAGAAGAGUAUACACCGCCGCUACAGCGUCGAAGAGCUCCGGCGGAAGCACUGAGGAGAAAUCGCUUUUGGAUUUUAUACUUGGUGCAUUACAGAAGCAAGACCAGCUAUUGGAGACAGAUCCACUUCUGAAAAAAGUAGAGGAUAAGACCGUUAGCACCACCACCGCAGGCCGUAAGAACUCUGUCGCUGUUCCUCCUAAGAAGAAUUCCGAUGGCGGAGGAUUUGGUGGCCUCUUUUCGAAGAAAGAAUGAUUAUUCUACCCUGUGAGUCUGCUUAAUUAUUUUCCCCCUUAUUGCUAAACCGUCGAGCCUCUUGAGAAUUGGAGAAAACAAAAAAAUUCUGCUUCCUUAUAUGAAAUUUAUGAUUUUAGUCGCUCUGUAAUCUAUUUAUAUUUAUUGAAUUGAACAAUUCAGCACUU